AUGUCAAACAAAGUUCACCCCGCUACUGAAGCGGCGCGUAAAAGCUCCAAUGUGAGCGAAGAACGCGAAAAGUGGACUGCAAAAGCCGACUUCAUCAUGUCGUGCAUUGGUUAUGCCGUUGGGCUUGGAAAUAUCUGGAGAUUUCCUUAUCUUUGUUACAAGAACGGAGGAGGUAAUUCUGUCACUUCUCAAAUAUACUGGUUUAUGAAUAGUUUUAAAAAUGACCAUUGAAACACAGAGUAUCACUUUAUAAAAGAACUUAACAGAGUUUUGUGGUCUGCGGAUGAAAAACCUAACUGAAUGUGACCUUUCAAAUGAGAGUUAUUGGGCAGUACUUUAUGUUGCACGACUGUUCAUUCUAACAUUUGAGUCUGUAGAAUGACAGUUAUUAAGCCGAACGUUUCCGCGGUACUGUUUAUUACUGAUGCUGCACAAGGUGGUUCUAACUUUUGAGACCGUGGACGAAAUCUGAAAGUGUGACCAUUCAAAUAAAAGCUACUGAGCAGUACGUUACCUGUGAUGCUGUUUAUUAUGCUUUAGAUGUGCUUCCACUUUGUACUCUUUGUUUUUAAGUAUAUUACAACAUUGAAUUUGAGAUUUUUUCUGACGUUUCCAGUUAGGGUAAAUUAAAACAGGUCCGCUUCAUACAUAUUUGCCAUUAGCUUAUAUAUGUUAAUUUUCCUAUAUUAACAGCUUCUUUCCUCAUCCCGUAUUUCCUAACGUUAAUAACCUGUGGUAUUCCACUCUUCUACCUUGAGCUGGCCCUCGGACAGUAUCUGAGCCUCGGCGCCGUCAAGGCUUGGGCGGUAGUUUGUCCUGUAUUAAAAGGUACGUCGUAAUUUAAGUUAACUGCGUCAUGUGUUGUUAAUUAAACUCAGCCAUGUGUGAUCUGUUCUUGGUUGCCUGUAUUAAAAUUAUGCAAAAUAGAAGAGUAAAAUCAUCUUAAAACAGCUUUUGACGCUGGUGCUGCAACACGCUUACGAUGGAAUACGAUAACAAACUUUCCUUUUCUGUAGUUUGCUUGCUUCAUGUUAUUUUCGAUCUUUUUUGACUUUUUACGUUCCAGAGCACAAUUUAGUGAAUAAAUCAUUUUUAAAAAAACUCUUCUGUUUGACAGGUCUUGGGGUGGCUAUGGUUAUAACUUCAUUUUUGAUAUCAGUAUAUUACAAUGUGGUGAUUGCGUGGAGCCUUUUGUAUCUUUACCACUCGUUUUCACCGGAAAUUGCUUGGAAAUCGUGCGGCAACGAAUGGAACACAGCAUUUUGCAGGUAAAAUAAUUAGCCUAGACACAAAACAAGAGAGCACUCGCCUUACACCAAUAUGGCCUGGGUUCGUGUACGACGCAACAUAUGAGUUAGUCUUAUCUCAAUUUGUUGUUCGUUCUCCUCUCUGCUUCAAAAGGUUUUCCUCCGGGUACUACGGUUUUCCCUCUCCUUCAAAACCAACAUGUCCAAAUUCCAAUUCGCUGGAAAAUUUUUUCAGUCAGUUGGGAACGCAGGUUCAUCAGUCAGUCUUGCAACUGUUUAAAAGUGUCACAAUCUCAAAACAGUUAGACAAGUUUAAUGCUAAUAAUAUUUUUUUUAACAACGCCGUAGCUACGAUGCAAGACGAGGUACUCGCUAAUUGCAAAUCCAUGCUGCUUCAAGUUACAUUUUUACCAUAAUCGAAUGAUAUGGUAAUCAACAGAAACACUAGCUGUGGCGAUUUCAUCGUUUUUUAAUAUUUUUUUUCUUUUUAGUGAAGAAGGUUGGGGCAAUUUCACCUACAAUUGCACGGCUAUGGGAAGACCGCUGAACUGUACCAUGCAACUCACAUCUCCUAGUGAGGAAUUCUGGGAGUAAGUGAAACGUUUUUCUAUAGGUUCAACCGUUUUAAAUCAGAGCCCUGGGGGUGGGGAAGCCGAGAGAGAACUUUGCCGUAGGCGUCAACUUAGAGCUAUUAGAGCGUUUUUCCAAGAAAAAUCUGAUGCUAAAGGUCUCCAAAAACAUUCAUUUAUUCAUUCCUUUUCAUUCAAAAACAGCCUAUCAAAAACGUUCACCACGAAUGAGGGAUAAACUGACGUUGGGUAGAUUGCUGAAGGGUAAAUUUUAAGUAUGUUAUCUGCACUAUAAUUCUUCAAAUUGUGCAACGCAAGUAAUCGAGUGACUAGCGAAGUUAAUUUUAUUUGAAGCUCUCAAAGUCAGCGCGCGCAUGUAACGUCACGUCUUUGUUUUUGAAUUUCAUUUGAACGUUACAUUGCGCGUGCAAUUUUCAGUUGCCUUCGAACGAAUGAAGAAGAGGGAGCACCCGCGAAGCGUCUGGUUUUCCUUCUUUUUACACGCAUAUUUUGAAAACCUUUGCCAUUCGCUUAAUAGUAAUGUAAAUGACUGCCAUAGCAGAUACGGAUCUUUUCGCCCAUGUCUAGAACAAGCCGUCCUCUGAGUCCCGCCUCUCCCGACGCCGAGACGUCGCGAACGCUGCGAGUCAUUUACAUAUUUACGUUUCGGUUUUUUCUUUUUCAGACGAUACAUUCUCGCAAUUUCAAAUGGAAUUGAUGAGCCAGGUGAAAUCCGUUUGCCACUGGCCACGACUUUGCUGAUCGCCUGGGCUGUUGUGUAUUUUUGCUUGUACAAAGGAAUUAAGUCAUCUGGCAAAGUAAGUAGAAACCAGGCCCACCUUUCACAUAUACUAAUGUAGUGUAAACUGUAGUACUUCAAGCGUAACGGUUUCUUCUGGAACCGUUUUAGCUGUAACUUAAAAGGGAUGGCAAUUUCAUCUUAAAGAAAUUCCAAUUCCAGCUGAUUAAAAAGUUGCGUGCAUAUUAUUAAAAAAGCUUCAAAACAAGUUACACCCGCCAGGGAGAGUAUGUGUCGUUUGACUUGAAUUUGGUUGUCUUCCUUUUAUAAGGAAGGACAAUCAGAUUCAAAUCAAACGACACAUAAUGAAUUUCCUCGAUUAAGUGCCCACGCUCUAAUACGCGCGCCCUCCCCCGAAUAAUCGCCUACUUCCCAGGUCAAAUAUCAAACAAGCACCCCUCUUAAGUAAGCGCUCCCUCCCCAUAACACUUUCUUAAUGGUAGGAAAACAAGUAAAACCUUUUUAUAUUGCGACUUUAUCAAUAACUUUUUAAGCUUUAAUUUAAAUAUCUAUACCAAUACACUGCUGUGGUGGAAAGUGUGCGAUGGGAAUACGGUACGCUGGAUUAACAACAGGAGGAAAAUUACUCAAUAAGUGCCCCCUUGAUUAAGCGCCCUCCUUUCUCCUUUUAGCCAAAAAUUGCCCUUGCAAAGUCAAUUAGAAAUAAAUCCUGUUAAUUCCAUUUUUAAGCUUAUCAGUCCUUAUCUAUUCAUGCGCAUUCAUAGCCAUUUCAGUAAUCUUGGUUCUUUUAUAAUCACAUUUGCAGUUGUACAGUGUAGUUGUUAGAGUGAUUUUACUUGCCCCAUGAAAUAGGUAGUAGAACAGUACGCAGUAUUAUGCACUAAUUCUAUUGUCUUCUUUUGUUUAUUUGUAGCUAUUUUGCACUAGUUAUUACUAACUGUUUCACGGGUCAAGUAAAAUCACUCUAUGAUAAACUGAAUCUUAAAAGAAAUGAAUGUCGUAACAGCACGCAGGUUAGCCGCCGGUAAGGUUAUAACUGACAAGGCUGUUUCCGAGUUAGAAAGCUUACUCAAACGGCAAAGUUUCGUGUUAUUCUCUUUUAUUAUCAGGUUGCGUAUUUCACCGCCAUCUUCCCGUACGCUAUACUUCUGUCCCUGCUGAUCAGAGGAGUCACCCUCCCUGGCGCAGUCGACGGAAUCAUGUUUUAUCUUAAACCUGACUUCAACAAGCUCUUGGAACCACAGGUAUAAAGCGUUUGUCUGCUUACUUAACUGCGACAGGAUUAGCUCAGUUGGUAGCGCGCUUGAAUGCAGAGGGGGAAGUCGCGGGUUCGUUCGCCGGGGCCGGACCAACACUCAGGGUCUUAAAAUAACUGAGAAAUGAAGGUACUCCCUUGCACUACAAGCGGCUAAGCUAAACCUUCGCGUGGCUCGGAUGAACUGGUAAAAUGGCGGUCCCGUCUCCAGUUGGAGAGGUAAAAAUCGUGUCUCCAAUUAGUACUUUCGUGCUAAAUACACUGACUCUCAAACAAAGUGCAUUUUUUGCUGACGUAACUGCUGGUUUGCGCGUGACAUCAGGGCGGCCAUUUUAAUUGUAAAGAACAAAAGCAUUUCUCUCCUUCUGAACUCCUUUUUUUCAUGUAAUUUUUUCGAGAAAAAAUACAUUUAGGUCCCGUCAACAGAUAUCCGGUAUUUUUUAAAAUGGAGAUUUUUUUCUCCGUUUUCAACAAAGACGCAUCUACAUGUAGCGUGUCUAAUCACUCUCGUGAGUACCAACAUGGCCGCCUUGUCACGUGGUUGCAAACCUUGCAAAGCAACACUGUCAUGUUGCCUUUUUUGACGUAAACGGAAUUCUUGUUGUAUUUUAGGUUUGGAUCGAUGCUGCAUCACAGAUUUUUUUCUCACUCAGCGUUGGUCUCGGAGGUCUGGUUACGUUUGCUAGCUACAACAAAUUUAACAACAAUUGUGAAAGGUAACAACACACUAUCAAACAAUCGAUCAUCGGGUGUCCUACUACAUUCUUUACGGUAAAGCUGGGUUUUUCCUCACAGCAUUAUUAGGGGUAUAUCAAGGAUUAGGUAAGAAAAGGAGAGUGUAUCUAAGGUAAGAAGCGGGGUACACGGAUACCCAGCGACCCCCUUCCUCACCCCACCCCCCCGGGGACAUCCGCCCCUAGUUCUCAGAUCUCUUUUAAGAGAUCUCUCAUCCAUAGCACCGUGCAAAAGUGACCCUGGCUCCUGCCCAUUACAAGAGCUAUUGGAGUAAUUUAGCAACAGAACGGGCAAGUUAGUUGAGGAAGUGCGCGGAAAGGACUGAACACGACUUCCGGUGCUCAAUUUGUCGCUCUGGCAAUCUGCCAUUGGUGAAGCCAAUUUUUUUAUUUGCGCGCGCCGUCGUCACUGUCGUUACGUCGUGUCUUUGCUAAAUCUGCCUAUUUCCAAGUUCUAAAGACGUCUGCUAAGCAGUGGUAUGCGUAGACAUUUCUGUAAACAUAUGAAAAUAAAACCUUUAAUUAGAGUGUUUGUCCAAGUGCGACACCCAUCUGCAAACUAUCGUGGAGUAGCAAUUAACCUUAACGAUGUUUUAUUGCUCACUUUCCGAACUCAAGGAGUUACGAUUGUUAUGAUCAUCAUCGUAAAUUUAGCACUGUUUCGUUGCUUCAUUGUUCCCAGAGACGCUGUUGUUGUAUCCUCGAUCAACUGCAUGACAAGUCUGUUCGGCGGAUUUCCUAUUUUCAGCGUCAUCGGAUUUAUGGCCCACACACUAAAGAAAGACGUGUCAGAGGUUGUUUCCUCAGGUAAAAAAACAGUCAAGUAAUAUAUCGAACAUGAGAUGCAGUGUUUCAUCACCAGAUGAAACACCGAGAAGAGAGUUGAAAAUACGACGCGCAGCGGAGUAUUUUUGACGAACUUCGAGGUGUUUCAUCUGGUGAUGAAACACUGUGUCGAAUGUUUGAAAAACAAAAUCAUUUUUGAAGGAGAAAUUAAGGAUGUCAAGCAGUGUUUCAUCCGAUUUCAGGUUAAAAUUAAUUUCAAGUAUUUUCUUAAUGAAUUAUUAAUGAGGUUGAGAAGUAGACAUGACUCUCUCGAAACACCGGAAUUCUCCAAAUUUGUACGUGAUCAAAUGUUUUUUUCGUUUUUUGUGCUCAUUUCCGUGUUCGCGAAUGUUCCGUUGUGUUCCGUGUUCCGUGUUUUAGUGCAUAAUGAUAAUCUCCAACAUCGCGGCAAUAUGCAAAAAACAUCCCCCACAGGGGCGGAUCUAGGGGAGAGGUGGAGGGUGCAGGGGGUGCGCACCCCCCCCCCACCCCCGAGAUGACCUGCGGUUUUCUAAUACAGCUGGUAUUCUGCAAAAAAACUAUGUGGUUUAUUGGUGUUGAAGUAGAGCAAGAGACGAGUGCACCCCCUCCUAAAAAAAAUCCUGGAUCCGCCCCUGCCCCAAUACUCUUUAUUUCCAGAAUUACGCAAAAAUAAAUAGCGCAGCUUUGCCUGCGAUAAAAUCCCAACAUAUUUCAGCCUCCAAAUGUACUUUCUCUAACAAUUUGCGUGUGAUUGCCAAAUCGGUUUUGGUAAAAUUACAAACGAUUCAAAUUACCUUUCUGAUUCUGUUUCUGUGAUUAUGGUUCUGUGAAGAUCAUAAUAAUUAUUGAGAUUAUGAGCAUGAUUACGAUUUAGCGCCUUUGAUAUUUCUCAUUUGAACCAACAUUAAGCAUUACCGAUUCCGACUUUUGCAGGACCGGGAAUUGGUUUUGUGGCCUACCCAGAAGGCAUUGCUCAGAUGCCUGGUGCCUCAGUUUGGGCUGUACUGUUUUUCUUUAUGCUGUUUACUAUUGGACUCGGAAGUCAGGUGAGCCGACUCGUAAUUCUACCCCUUGAUGAUGUGAGAACUCACUGAGAACAAACUGUAUUGUACUUAAGGAAAAAAAGAUAGUGGCCCAAUUGCCUCCUCUCUAUUCAGUACUACCAGUCUGUCCUAAUCUGAAAUGUCUUACAUCCCCCAGCCCCUAACCCGUGGGGGACGCGAGGGAGAUAAAGCGCGCCCCCACGGGUUAGGGAGUGGAGACGUAUGACAUUUCAGACUAAGUCUGUCCCUCCCUUCAUAUGAUUUUAUUACCCGCUCAUAGCGAUCAUCUUUCUUCGUUUUCUUUCCCUCUCCCUCCUUUGCCAUAUAUUAACCUUUCCCUCUUCUUUUCUUUCCAACUUUCGCCUCUACACUUUCCUCUCUCUCUCUCUCUCUAAUCUUGAUUCCCCCUUUCCUUUCUUCUCCUUCGGGUAAUCGGCUCACCUCCCUCUAUUCUCUCCCCUCUCCUCUUGCCUCUCCCGAUGCGUCACUCGUUUGAAUAAAACUAUCUCUGCACUAAUUCAUAUUCUUGCCCUUUUGUCGACGUACAGUUUGUGUUCACGGCCACAAUUAUGGCAGCGUUAAUGGACAGUUUCAGCAAACUGCGGGCAUACAAGGGAUUAGUUCUCCUGGUCGUGUGCCUCGUAUCCUACCUUAUUGGACUUUCCUGUGUUACUCAGGUAACGUUGCUUUGCGAGGAUAGUAACCCCACCCCUGCGAAUUUUAUAUAGAGAUUCUCUGAUGUGAUUCUGUGUGUAGGGCGCUGUGAACGGAGGGUUCCUUUGUAGAACCCUUCUUGAAGCUAGGGGAGAGGACCGUUGACAGUUUUUGUUUUAUUGUUUACUUGUGUUUUUGCUUCUCCAAUUGUGUACCACAAAUUAUUAUUAGCUUGUUAUAAUCUCAAUUCUGUUUUUACUAUUGGUACAAUAAAAUUGUUGUUGUUGUUGUUUUUUUGUUGUUGUGUCGUCCUUUACACGAAUGAUUUGUCUUACCAAGACUGCGUCACAAAGCAGUGAUACUCUAAAUGCUUUCCUCAUAAUUACUAUGUUCAAAUUCAGCAUAUGUGUAGCAUAAGCCAAUUGUUUCUAGUAUUCCGUUAAGUUAUCUCAUCUAGCCAGGGACCAUUGAGGCUCCUUGGUGGGUUUAAAAAGGCAAAAAACGGGAUGAAACAGCAAAAAACAUCGGCGAGCGAACGAGAGGAAGGAAAGGCUCAGACUCCCGCCCGGCUCGUUUCGCUCACCGAUUUUUGAUUUUUUUACGCCUUUUUUACCCACAGCGGAGCCUGGUCCUAGGCUAUUUCUGAUCCGAUCACAGUGUUUUUGUUAUUUUCUAUUUAGGGUGGAAUCUAUGUGCUGAAUAUCUUUGACAGCCAGAGCGCUGGUUUAUCGUUGAUUUUUGUGGUCAUUUUUGAGGCAUUAGCCGUCAGCUGGGGAUACGGUAGGUACCAUUUCACCCGUCAAUUCGCCACUUUAGAAACAAGAGGGAAACUGGGCCGAGUUACCUUUCGCAAAGACUUCUGGGACUGUUACUGGUGACAGGUAAAAACAUUGGCCAAUAGCAGCGUGUCCCCAGUGAUGAUCCUAAAAACAACUGCCGGACACAUUUCGGCUCCAGUUCCUUUCGUGUUUGUUAAGUGGCCAAUCGUACUGCCUCAAAGAUAGUAUCACCUGAUCGUGAAGAAGGAGUCAUAAUUCUGCCAUUGUUUUACGACAGGGGCUGAUAAGUUCUGUGAUAACAUCUAUUCCAUGAUUGGGAAGAAACCAAACUUGUAUUUUAGAGUUUGCUGGAAAUAUGUGACACCUGCUGUUGGAAUGGUAAGUAAAAAAUAUCGGAUAAGGAAAGAAAACAUCUUACCUUUUCUGAGUCCUAGUCUCCUCUCACAUUAAUGCCGCGAAUCACUGGGAGCGCAUGCGCGAAUAUAGACUCUUCCCCAGUCAAGCCUCGGGCAAAUUCAAUGAGAACAGACGCGCCGUCACGAAAAUUUCAUCUCUUUCAAUUCUGAAAAAGUCGGAAUUGGGAACGAAUAUAGUAUAGUUUAGCUUUGUUGUGUCUGGUAUCUUUAGAUUUUUCGUGACGUAUUGAGUAAAACCAGUACGUUUCAGAGAAGGGCUGAAUAGUUUCUCCAUCUUUUUUACAUCACAGCUUAUUUUAUUGGGAAGUAUUACUCAAUGGAAAAGACUCGGUUACGAUGGGUAUGUCUACCCUGAUUGGGCCCAGGCCGUCGCGUGGCUGUUGGCUCUGUGUUCGUUUGUUGCGAUUCCCGUUCGAGCGAUAACGGAGAUAGUUCAUCAUAAGGGCUCUUUCAGAGAGGUAAGGUCAAAGCUUUUUUUAUAUUAUUUGUUUCAAUAUAUUAUACAUUCAAAACAUUUCCCCGUUCCUGACUGGCUCAAAUCCCCGGAUAAAAUUUGGACAGGCAAAUGUUAAGAAGUUCGGUCAUUCCCGAAAUAAGUUUAAGCACUCAAAGCCGAGUUGUAGACACAUCAUAUCAAUGCUGGAGAGCUUCCGGUCUUGUUUAGGACUUUGCUUAUCUUAUCUUUCUUGUUCUACUCUGCAGCGGUUAAUGAGAGCCGUACGCGCGGAUGUAAGUGUUCUCAAUGCAGUUGCGGAUCGUCACAAUUUGAGACCACAAAGGUAAGAUAGUAGGCAGAGAGAAGACAACCCAACAUCAAGUAAUGACAACUCGAAGGCGCGAAAAGGACUAAACACGACUUCCGGUGCACAAUAUUUUGCUCAUUCAUUGGCUAAGCCGUUUUUCAGACCCUUCGAGUCGCAUACGCCACAUCCACAUUUCCCAUAAUGCACCUUCACUCGAACAGUCAUAACAACAAACAAGUCCGUUGUUUACGUUAAUGCAACCUGCGAGCGGGCGUUUUCUUUUUCCGAAGGGGCGCUAAGGUCUUCGAGGGGCAAAGGAGAAAUCGCCAUCCAAAGAAAAAGCAGCAAAGAAGGACCACCUGAUUGCAUAUCAACGUAAAUGUUACAAGCUACACACGACUUUUUACCAGAGAUCACUAAAUCCGAACACGAUUAACCUUAAAUCGAGUUUCGUAUUAUCAAAAUUAAAUGCCAUUUUUAUGCUCUUUUUUCAGUAAAUGUGCAGAAACAAGGGUUGAAAUACAUGCCGUAGCAUGGAAGGAAAAUCCUCCGGAGUCAAUUGUGUAG
This is a messenger RNA of Porites lobata, 9574 nucleotides long. Lineage: Eukaryota; Metazoa; Cnidaria; Anthozoa; Scleractinia; Poritidae. The record is from the annotation of a GenBank genome assembly.